CCACCACCCAAAAGUUCGCCGCGAUCUCCCAAGGAUCUCAAUCGUACGCAACUUUUCCCCAACACCAAAAAACAAUUAUCUUACGAUCUCUUCGAGGACGUACGACACCGCAAAAGAACCACCAAGAUGUCGGACGUAGAAGAGAACAACGCCCCCGAGGUCUCCGAGGAAGUCGAAGUCUCCGCAGAUGCCUCCAAGGGCUCCAUGUCCGUUCUGGACGCCCUCAAGGGUGUUCUGAAGCUCGCGCUCAUGCACGACGGUCUUGCCCGCGGUCUCCGUGAGGCUUCCAAGGCCCUCGACCGUCGUCAGGCCCACAUGUGUGUCCUGAACGAGGCCUGCGAGGAGGAGGCUUACAAGAAGCUCGUCAUUGCCCUGUGCUCCGAGCACAAGAUCCCCCUGAUCAAGGUGCCCGACGGAAAGCAGCUCGGCGAGUGGGCUGGUCUCUGUGUUCUCGACCGUGAGGGCAACGCCCGCAAGGUCGUCAACUGCUCUUGCGUCGUCGUUAAGGACUGGGGCGAGGAGUCUCAGGAGCGCAGCGUCAUCCUCAACUACUUCCAGACCGAGCAAUAAGCUACGAAUCAUGAAAAUGGGAACUUUGUCUUUUUUGAUAUCCUGCAUGGGGCGUUCACGAUACCGGGAGUCACGGAGGGCAUGGGUGUUUUUCGAGACGGAUGCCGGUUCGGAUGUACUCUCGCUUCUCCAGGCUGGCAUUGGGACUCGGUCGGGAGGGUUUUUAAAAAAAUGCGAAACACCGUUUAUUCGGGCCUGGGAAUUAAAAAAAAUAGCAAUCACAAAAGUUGAUGACUUGAACA
Messenger RNA from Pyricularia grisea, 812 nucleotides. RefSeq lists its product as uncharacterized. Gene Ontology annotation, cellular component: ribosome; cytosolic small ribosomal subunit. Gene Ontology annotation, biological process: translation. Bases 127 to 570 code for a protein of 147 amino acids. NCBI's taxonomy places the organism in Eukaryota, Fungi, Ascomycota, Sordariomycetes, Magnaporthales, Pyriculariaceae. Gene Ontology annotation, molecular function: structural constituent of ribosome. The record is from RefSeq and is a predicted model, not a curated record. The transcript is spliced from 3 exons.